UCCGCCUAAGCAAUGGUUGUUACGUACCCAGCUAGUGCCUGCCCGCCUAACCAAUCGAUAGCAACACGUCUGAUCCCGCCAACUCAAAGCCUUGUCAGCAGAUCCAAGACGAACUACAACGAAUUCGUCCGAAGCAAUCCCCUACAUACCCUUCCUCUCGAGAUAUAUAGACCAAACCGCUGGUCUACAGAGCGCCUUCCCUUUCGCAACUUGCUGCAUCGAGACGCUGCUCCGCGGCAACCCAGCUCACGAUGCCUACCACAACCGCGGAAACCCUUUCCUUGGUCCAGCGCAAUGUCUCGGUCGCACCUCUAGUCUUGCUGUCGGCUGUAGACCACUACAACAGAACUGCCCAGAAUAAGUCAAAGAGAAGAGUCGUCGGUGUGCUGCUUGGUCAGAACGAUACCAACGAUGUCAGAGUAUCAAACAGCUUUGCUGUUCCAUUUGAGGAAGACGACAAGGACCCCUCCGUGUGGUUCCUUGACCACAACUACGUCGAGUCGAUGAUUGAGAUGUUCAAAAAGGUCAACGCCAAAGAGAAGCUCAUUGGCUGGUACCACUCUGGUCCUAAGCUGCGGGCAUCUGACUUGCAAAUCAACGAACUUUUCAAGCGCUACACACCUAACCCGCUGCUCGUUAUUAUCGAUGUCCAGCCUAAGGAGUCUGGCGUGCCCACGGACGCGUACUUUGCCGUGGAGGAGAUUAAAGAUGACGGAACUACCACAUCCCGCACAUUCGUUCACACACCGUCAAUUAUCGAGGCCGAAGAAGCAGAGGAAAUUGGUGUCGAGCACCUGCUACGAGACAUCCGCGACGUCGCUGUCGGCACAUUGUCCACACGAGUUACAAAUCAGUUGCAGUCUCUACAAGGACUGCACCUGCGCCUGCGGGACAUUGGUGCAUACCUGCAAAAGGUUCUUGACGGUCAGCUGCCUGUCAACCACGCCAUUCUGGGCAACCUCCAAGACGUCUUCAACUUGCUGCCCAACUUAUCGACGGCCGAGGGCGACAGCAAGACUGGCACUGGCGAACUUGCGCACGCAAUGAGCAUCAAGACAAACGAUCAGCUCAUGACCAUCUACCUGAGCAGUUUGAUUAGAGCAAUCACUGCGUUCCACGAUCUCAUCGAGAACAAGAUCCAGAACAGACAGCAGGCCGAAGACAAGAAGGAGGAAAGCGAAAAGGAAGAGGCCAAGGACACAACCAAGGAUGCCGCACCUGAAGCCAAGGAGGGUGACAAGGACAAGGAGGCCAAGGACAAGACGAAAUAGACAUCAUGCCGGGGGAGCAUGUAGAACACACAAAAAAGAGAAUAAACAAAUACCUUUUUAAUGAUCCAUUGUAACGUGUCUAUAUACAUGCUAUAAACGUAGCGUAUUCUUCUCUAGCACAGGUUCGCUCCUCAACAUUGUUCACCAACACUUUCUGCCACUUUUCAGCUAGCAAGCAAGCCAAGAGAUGCUUGCAGCAUGGCAGUAUCUCUCCAGAAGAUGCUAUGCUCACUGAUGAGACGCCGCCAAACACUGCCUCUGCAUCCGCCGCAGCAACUCGGUCCGUUUCCAGAGCCGUCUCUGCGUCCAUACCAUACGCCUCGUAGGCAAAGCCAGCGCAGGAGCAAUUCCACGCGUGCAGCUGCACGAGAUAUGUUGUCUGGGACUGCGUAUUGGUACUCUUUGCGUAUCGCGGCUUCACGACGGCCGACUUGACGAUGUACGCCUGCGGAGAGAUCAUUUUCGUCUUUUCGGCAUCAUCACGUCGCAGAGAAAUCUUCGUCAAGAGGCCGCGGUCUAGAAGAUCGAGCGCUGGUAGCAAUUGCGUCGGAAACAAUACGUGGAGCGUAAGGAGCAGCUUGCGGCGCAGAGCGAGGCGCGCGGGGUCAUUUCUAUCCGCGGGGUCUAGAUCCGCAAGACCAUUCGUGAUUUGAGUGAUGAUUUGACGCUGGGAUUGUAAAGGAUUUGUCAUUUCGUCUCCUUUGAUCCCCGGCUUCAAGAGCCCAUUUCGUAGGUGUCGCUGGCUAUGAUGGGCAAUCCUAAUGGUUGAUGAUGUGACAAAGAAAGUUCACGAUGCGCUGUGGAGUUCGCAACACCACCAUCUACCUUGGUUGGCUAAGAGAUGUGGCCGUGAGUGUGUGAUUUAUUUAUUUUAUUUUAUGUUUUAUUUGUAAAAUUGUGUAAUGAUACAUCUGAUUCAUUUUUUUCUUUUAAAAUACAGGGAGUAGAAGAAGAAAGCUCGGUAGUAAAUCUACAAAUUUUAUACCCAUUCCUUGGGCUCUCUUAACACAUCGACGAGCCUCUGCUCACGACUCUUGGGCGCCGGCUCGUGCAUGUACUUCCAUGUGGCGGUAAGAGGCAAGCUCAUGAGGAUACUCUCGACGCGGGAGCCCGGUGUGUUCAGGCCAAAGGCAGUGCCGCGGUCAUGGACGAGAUUGAACUCGACAUACUUGCCACGGCGGAUCUGCUGCCACUCCUUCUCUUCCUUGGUGAAGGGCAUGUCCUUGCGGCGCUCGAGAAUGGGCAUAUACGAGGGCAAGAAGGACUUGAGGCAGUCCUGGAUAAAAGCAAAGGUAUUGUCCUGAUCGCGCUCCGAGUCGUCAAGGUCGUCGAAGAAGAUGCCGCCUACGCCGCGGCACUCGCCACGGUGCUUGUUGCUAAAGUAUUCGUCGCACCAUUUCUUGAAGCGUGGGAAGUACGUCUUGUCGUGGGAGUCGCAGGCGUCCUUGAGCGUCUUGUGGAAGUGGAUGGCGUCCUCGUCAAACAGGUAUGACGGCGUCAGAUCGCUGCCGCCGCCAAACCACCACGCCUGCGAGGUGCCGUCGGGGUUGGCCGUCUCAAAGUAGCGGUAGUUGAGGUGCACCGUGGGCGCCAUGGGGUUGUGCGGGUGCAGCACCAUGGACAGGCCGGCAGCAAAGAAGUCGAGCGACUCGACGUUGGGGUCCAGGUUCUUGUGGUUGGCGCGCAUCUUGGCAAUGGCAGGCUUGGGCAGCGAGCCGUAGACUACGCUGAUUCCAACGCCGGCCUUUUCAAACACCUUGCCGUCCUGGAGCACGCAGGUGAUGCCGCCGCCGCCGUUGGGGCGCGACCACUCGUCCUUGCGGAACUUGCCACCGUCCACCUUCUCCAGCUCCUUGACAAUGAUUUGCUGCUGCUCCUUGAUGAACUUUUCCAUGCGCAGGCGCAUCGGCGAGUCGUCGCCCACGGCGCCCUCGCGCUUCUUCUGUGCAUCUUUUUCGGCGAGCGAGGAUGUGUCGAGCUUGACGGCGUCGUUGGAGUUCUUUGAGUAGUGUUAGUGUAUGAGGAGAGCGUGCAAUUGAGCCUACAGGAUGCCGACGUACCGAGUUGAGGAGCGUGUAGGCAAGAGGAGCUGUGACACCUAGGCCGGCGGCCAGCCAGAGGGGAGUCGACGAGCGACUGCUCUUGGAGGACUGGGCAGAGCUGGAGAAGCUCGCGGAUCUAUUGCUGAGCUUCAAUCGGCGCAUAGGGGAAGCUCCCUGGCGCAGCGAGGCCAUGAGCUUGCCAUUACGGCCGACAGCGGACAUUGUUGCGACUUGGCGAUGGGAGUGACGACGAGCGUUGGUAAGCCGAAGUGCUGGAGUGUCGGGUUAAAUACGUCGUGGGUCUAGAAACGGGUUUGAGUGGCGGAGGCUAUAAAAGCAGAUGCAAGCAGACACACGCCGAAAGCCAAUUGGUCGUUUUAAUCAAGGUCCAACUAUAUUGUCGGGCCAUUUAUGUCAAAGUCAUG
This is a messenger RNA of [Torrubiella] hemipterigena, 3738 nucleotides long. The record is from the annotation of a GenBank genome assembly. Lineage: Eukaryota; Fungi; Ascomycota; Sordariomycetes; Hypocreales; Clavicipitaceae.